ACUCGUUUCAGUCUACUGUUAGCAGUCGGGAAAAUCGCAUUAAAUGAAAAACAGCCUUUUUAUCGGUAUAUAAGCUAGAGUACAGAAGUUGUUCAAAUCUUCUGAAGAGUGAGGAAACAGAGUGUCUGGCACUUUUGUUGGAGUGGUUCAAAACCCUGCCGUUUAACAUAAAGUCUGCACUAAUAGGUAAAUCGAUCAAUCGCUUUGGUUUAGAUAACGGUUCGUCCAUUUUCGUCAGUUUGUUAUGAUAAGCAGAAAAAUCCAGCGGAAAAACUCCAGCAACCCUCAACAACAGUCACUGGGUAGCCGUGCUACGGGUGUAUUCGUCAUAUGUGCAGUUUUUUUAUUCCGUACGUACAGUAGCGCGUAGGUACACAGAAGUAUCGGCUAAUUGUGUUAUAUCGAUUUUUCGUAGCGUUUGUUAAGUUUCAAGUUUCUCGGUUCCGGCUAGAUCGGGUCAGUGUGAAGAAGCGAAGCUCUAACAGGAAAAGGUGCGUAGCGUAAGGGCCGAAAUUAAUUCUGUUGUGUUGUGUCAUUGCUUUUUCGUUACUGAAAACAAAUUUUGUGGCACUCUGCUUCGAACGGGGUUAACUACCGUGUAAGCACAAUUAUUUAGUUCAGUUCAAUAUUGCGCAACACGAAGCAAUUUACAGCUAGAUGUGUUAUUGGAGGUAACAGGUGAUGUUUGUCAAAUAUUGAAACAGUUGGCCACCGAAACAUAAAUCGAGUACUGGACGCAGCUCAGUGACGCUGUUGUAAAUUUUGUAAAUGCUUUUACCAUAAGUUAUUCAAACGCAAUAAUUCCAUGCAGUUUCGAAAGCAUUCGAAAAUAUUAUAUCAAAAAGUAAUCUCGAAAAGUUACAACGUGAAAUAGUUAUACCCAUCCUUUGGAAGGCAUUCUAGCAGAAACUUGUGUAUAUAGCGUGCAUGAAUGUGGCGGUAUUACGAAAAACAAGUUCGACUAAAUCCAGUAUCGUGAGAAUCAUAACGUUGGAGGCGUAUAAUGCAGUAGUAUUCUAGUCUCAGUUUCAAUACAAAACAUCAACCUAAGUGGAGAGUUGUAUUUGAAUGCAAUCAUCGUUAUCGCAGCAGUGUAAAAAGCUUGAAACCAGAAAGUGCGACUAAGUGUACAGAAAAAGCGUUUACGAUCCGACGUCGCUGCAUAUCUGGAAAAACAGCUAGUUUAAUCUUAUAUACCUAAUAAAAAAAAUAAUAAAAAUAAAGAAACUAUUCCGUUCUGCAGCAAUAGUUGUUUCUUUAGUUCGUUCUGCUUCCUUAGAAUCAGUGAGAAAAAGUGAAGAAAAAAUAAACAGAUAAUAGCAUAACUAAUCGCGAAGAAGGUAAAUAAACUAAAGCAUAGCCAUUCAAUUCGAAACAGAGUGGAGAAAUCCGGCGAAAAACGUGAAAAGAAGUGAAUCGUAGCAGAAGUGCAGAAUUGUUCGGAAACGACGAGAAGUGAAUAAGUAAGCAGCAGUUCCCGAACGGUGCACAGUUUCAAUCAAAAUAUUUUUACCCGGCCUGACGCGAAGCAGAUUCAUAGCUCGCGAAAAAAAAGUACGGCAUUUUUAAUUCCAGUCCGGCGAGCGAACGUUUCGCAUUAGCGUGAUUUUGCUCUGUUUCGCCACCUGACCCCCCCCCCCCCCUCUACCCAACACUAGAGCCAGUAUAGCAGUCGAGCUGACUGCAGGAAACUCGGCGCUUGGAAUAUUCAACUGCCAGCACCAGCCGCCAGCCAGUUCGAUCGUAUUCGCUGGGAAAUCCAAUUACAUUCGGACUUUGGAUCGGCACAUGGUGUUCGAUUCAAUAGUGCGUCCAUAAAUUCCGUCACCAUUUCGUCGACAGUGGUGAAACGAAGGCCAGCGCCGCAAAUCACGGUAGCGAGCGCCCCACAAGUCCUAUCGCCAAAGAGACUGUGCACGACACCGCUGGCCGGUGCAGCAACGAUUCCGACACUAGGUACCUGUCUAGUAUCUGCACAUCCUCAGGCUCCGGCUGCAGCCGCCGCAGCCGCUGCAGCUCUGUUGCAACACCAUCAGGCCCAGGCGGCCCAUCAUCAGUUUCAACAGCAGCAACAGCAGCAGCACCAACAACAACAGCAACAACAACAGCAACAGCAACAGCAGCAGACUAGACUCCAAGGUCAGCAUCACCAUCACCACCAGCAGUUGCUAGAAUCUGCCUCUGGAGCCCCUGUCCAGCAACAGCUAGUAUCGGUUCCACUAGUAAUCACAUCCAGCAGUAGCAGCAGUCACCAGCAACAACCGAUGUUCACAUCGCCAAUUGUCGCCCAAUCGAAUCCGGCUGUCAGUACACAGUCCAUCAACGGUUCACUUAACGUGAACACGGCCAACAAUAAUCACAACCUCGGACAAACGCAGAACAGUCUCACCGGCAGCAACGCAAAAAUGGAUAACUCAAUGGGACAGAUGACUCCGAUGGCACCGUUGGCGCUCUCCCAGAGCAUGGAUUCAGUGAACACGGCUAGCAACGAAGAAGAGGUGCGCACUCUAUUCGUCAGUGGGCUGCCAAUGGAUGCGAAACCCAGAGAACUCUACCUUCUAUUCAGAGCUUACGAGGGCUACGAAGGAUCACUGCUGAAAGUUACCAGCAAAAACGGCAAGACAGCAUCGCCGGUCGGCUUUGUCACGUUCAGCACACGCUCGGGCGCCGAGGCGGCAAAACAGGAUCUGCAGCAAGGUGUACGCUUCGAUCCUGAUAUGCCCCAAACAAUACGCUUGGAAUUCGCCAAGAGUAACACUAAAGUGAGCAAACCAAAACCACAACCUAAUACAGCGGCCACAGCUGCACAUCCUGCAUUGAUGCACCCACUUACCGCUGGACGUACUCCAUUUUUUCCUGGGGGCCACGAAUUAUGGCAUCAUCCGUUAGCGUUCUCGGCGGCAGCCGCUGAACUGCCGAGCGCUGCCGCGCUGCAGCAUGCAACCCUCGUCCAUCCGGCACUGCAUCCUCAGGUCCCGGUGCGGUCCUACCUCUGACUAAAUACGGACAAAGUCCUCGAGCAGCAGUCAAUGCACCAAGGGAGCGGGUUUGGAGCCAAGAAUGGAACACCAUUUGGGGAAGAAGAGUGAACGAACCGAUCUCAAUACGUAUUUAAUGGCAACGACAUGACCCCAUCAACAGCAACAGCAGCAGCAGCAACAACAACAACAGCAGCAGCAGCAGCAGCAACAGCAUCAUCAACAAAGCCAUCAUUUACAAGCGACGAACCCUUUCGUCGAUAGCUCCUACAGCAGCGGAACAUGCGGAAAUGGACUUGGAUUCAGU
This is a messenger RNA of Wyeomyia smithii (pitcher-plant mosquito), 3285 nucleotides long. RefSeq names its product protein couch potato (gene cpo). Gene Ontology annotation, molecular function: mRNA binding. Lineage: Eukaryota; Metazoa; Arthropoda; Insecta; Diptera; Culicidae. Bases 2265 to 2996 code for a protein of 243 amino acids. The record is from RefSeq and is a predicted model, not a curated record. The transcript has 7 exons.